AUGUCUAAACUAUCUGCACCACUAAAGGCGCUUAUCAAUGCACCCUUUGCGCGCCCUGGUCCAAGACCUGCGCCAGCUCAAGUCCAAGAAUUGUAUGAAGCCAUCGCAAAUGAUGCUGCUAUUAGGAACCUCGGCCCAAAGUCUUGGUUGACUGUCUCGGCCGCUGCUACCUUUACUCUUAACUCUCCCGAUUCUCUUCCCGUCCUCCAUCGCGUCGCUACCUCCAAAGAUCCCAAUUCCGCCGUCCAGAAUGCCGAGUUCAUCCGAGAGGUUGGUCUUAAGUGUAUCAGCUUCAACGGCAUUCCUCGAACCAUCAACUCCCUCAACGCAUUCCACGCAUCGCUUCCCGAAGACGUGACAUCCAAGCUUAGCACAAAGCCCAGUCGACAACCGACGUCGCAAAAUAUUGACCAAACGUUGGCGCGCGGUCGAGGACUGUGGGAUUCUAUCUACAGACCAUACGAAGACAAGCUAUUCGAGAAGCUCGCCCUUGCGCACCCCGAUCUACCCGUAUAUAUCCUUAGCAGCCAUUACUCUGCUCUCCUCUCCGAUCCUGCCGCUUCCGAUCGCGAUACACUGGCCAGUCUCGGCCGAAUCCAUACCUCCAUGAUUGCCAUCUCUUGUCUACGCGCGCAAACUGGCGUCGGACCUCAAGUACUGUCGCAUGUAUUUGGUCUGCGCAAGGCGCUUGAGGACGGGACAUAUAAGAAUGAUCAGAACGGCGAGACGGAGGAGAGUGUGCAAUACUUGGCUAGUGACGAGGGUGGUCACUGGAUCUUGAAUACAGUGGACAAGAUUGUCCAAGCGAUCGGCGGGAGCAGCUUUGCGCCAGGCAAUGAGUCUAAGCUGUGA
Molecule: messenger RNA, 852 nt
Organism: Fusarium pseudograminearum CS3096
Lineage: Eukaryota; Fungi; Ascomycota; Sordariomycetes; Hypocreales; Nectriaceae
Exons: 2
Coding region: 1-852 (283 amino acids)
Source: RefSeq, a predicted model, not a curated record